This is a messenger RNA of Hemibagrus wyckioides, 4940 nucleotides long. It is a transcript of the gene mtfr1l, whose product is annotated as mitochondrial fission regulator 1-like. The transcript is spliced from 8 exons. NCBI's taxonomy places the organism in Eukaryota, Metazoa, Chordata, Actinopteri, Siluriformes, Bagridae. Gene Ontology annotation, cellular component: mitochondrion. The record is from RefSeq and is a predicted model, not a curated record. Bases 300 to 1211 code for a protein of 303 amino acids. Gene Ontology annotation, biological process: mitochondrial fission; aerobic respiration.
CCAAUCACAGCGCGACCUCAUUAACGUGGCCUCCGGCUUCUGCGAGAAGCUAGCUCGUUUAGCUACUUUGUUGUCACGGCAUUGAAUUUGUUUUUAUUUAUUUAUUUUUGUUGUUGCUGCGGGAUUGCAAAGAAGAAAACGAGCUUUUAUUACCACGGAUGAUGCUCGCCGAGUCGAGCGCAGUGGACUAAAGUGGACUGAAGACUCCUGGACAUCAUGUCCUCAGUCCUGCUGUGAAACUGAAACGCUCUGGGAAUCAGCAUACGUGUGCUGUUGUUUUUAAACCCUCUUCUGCUACCAUGGACACUGGAACGGAGGUGAUUCCUAUUUGGCAGAAUAAGCCACACGGUGCGACUCGGAGUGUGGUGAGAAGAAUUGGCUCCACGUUGCCUUUGAAACCCUGUCCCAGAGCCUGUUUCCAGGAGUUGCCUGGUCUGAACCCCCUGCGGCACUCAGACGGCCCCCUGGUGCCCACACUUGCUGACAUCGCCUGGAUUGCUGCUGAUGAAGAGGAGACUUAUGCUAGAGUCAGGAGUGACACACGUCCCUUCCGUCAGGAGUGGAGGCCGACGCCCCUCAUGGUCCUGCACAGGAACUCAUCAGUGCCUAAUUUCAGGCGUGAGGGAAAGCGCAUGGAGGGUCUGAGGAAGCCGGGCAUCACUGCACUGAACCGCGCCACCGCCCUGCAGGACGAGCUGAGCCGCCUCCGCUCACAAAUCGCCAAGAUUGUAGCGGGAGAGAACGAUUUGAACCCCAUCACCCCGGACCUCCUGUCUCCAGAUGACACCACCGUCGGCUUCUCCAUGGCUCCCUUCGAGAGCGCGCCAUACCACCCACUCCCCACCGCCUCCUUCGUCAUCAGCGACGUCACGGAAGUGGACGAGGAAGACGAGGAGGAUGAAGAGGAGGUCCCCGAGCUAGCCCCCGACCCCGUGCCCCCUGUCUGCAUGACGGCUUCGGCCACCUUCGACCUCGACCGGCCCACCAUGGAGUUCCGGGAGGCGGAGGAAGACACGGUGUCGCUGUCCAAGUCCACCAGCUUCGCCGACGUCAAGGAUAUCCUGAGGGACAUGAACCGCAUGAAGAUGAGCAAGGACAGAUAUUCCCGUGGCUGUACGUCACUGAGGGAAGAGGACUCUGCUUCUCUGAUCUCUGAAGCUCUGAGGAAGAAGUUCACUCUGAGAGAUGAAGACGUUCAUAUGAAGAAAUGAUCUGCCUUUUCUCCAUCGUCUCUGUACACACACAUGCUCAACACGUCUGUGCCUGUGGACCGUUUGCCAUGGAAACGCCUCAGCACCACAUGAUGCCAAGUUAAGCCCCGCCCCUUUCCCCUCCUACAGCGAUUACAGCCGCACUGGAGUAGAGCAGCUCUCUGCUAAAAACCCCUCCCUCCUGUAUAUCUCUCUCUCUCUCUCACUUUCUCAUUCUCAAUCACUCCCCCCCCAUUACAUCAUAUUUUACUUUCCUUUACAUCGCUGCCUCCUCACACAGAGAAUACUUUGUUGAUUCACAUCAUCUUCCUCACACACACCUUCGUUUACUGACACCAAAUGUGUUUAUUUUUCCCUCUUUCAUCAUUUCCUGAAACCGCAGCAAUACAUACUUGAACCAUUUUGAUGACUUUUUUUUUUUUCUAGUUGUUUUUUUUUUUUUACAUAAAUUUACAUUUAACUUUCACUAAAAAGGCACAAAUCUGAGACGCACAGCUUCCUGAAUAACUUUCAAAUCCUUCAGAAUCCGUAUUUUCCAGAUUAAUGUCAAAAAUCUGUAUUUAGACAGCAGACAAAAGGCUGUUUAAAUACGUUAUAGAAAGCGCUAUAAUGAUGUUACAUCUAAUAUGUUAUAAAAAGCUCUAUAUGUUACGUCUAAUACGUUAUAAAAAGCUCUAUAAUAUGUUAUCUAAUGUGUUAUAAAAAGCUCUAUAACGAAACGCUGCUUUGUGGCGAUAUUUCAUGUGUACGAUAAAAAUGAUUCAUUUUACUUUACCAGAACUUACAUGUCAUUCCUCUCACUCAUUCAACUGUUUACGCUGCACUGUGUGGUUUUUCUGUAUUAGCCACAUUAGUCACGAGCAUUAUUUCACCGUAUUAGUACAAUAAAUCUGAAAGUUAAAAAGAUUCAUUUAUACACUAUAUACACACCAUGUGCCAAAAGGUUUGGGACACCCCUCCAAAACAUUGAAUUCAGGGGUUGGGCUUGGCUCCUUAGUUCCAGUGAAAGGAACUCUUAGUGACCAGUGCACAAAGCAAGGGCCAUAAAGACAUGGCUGAGUGAGUUUGGUGUGGAGGAACUGCCUUCAACCUGAUAGAACACUCUGGGAUGAAUUAGACCAGAGACUGCGAGUCAGGUCAAAACUGGGACAUCUGCCUUUACAUGCACAUGAAUGUAAUAUGGAGUUGUUCCGGCCUUUGCAGCUAUAACAGCUUCAACUCUUCUGGGAAGGCUUUCACAAGGUUUAGGAGUGUGUUUAUGGGAAUUUUUGACCGUUCCUCUAUCAGGUUGAGGUCAGGACUCUGUGAAGUUCCUCCACACCAAACUCACUCAUUCAUGUCUUUAUGGACCUUGCUUUGGUCACUGGUGUGCAGUCAUGUUGGAACAGGAAGGGGUCAUCCCCAAAUUGUUCCCACAAAGCAUGAAAUUGUCCAAAAUGUCUUUGUAUGAAGCUGAAGCAUUAAGAGUUCCUUUCACUGGAACUAAGGGGCCGAGCCCAACCCCUGAAAAACAACACCUGAACUCAAUGAUUUGGAGGGGUGUCCCAAUACUUUUGGCAAUAUAGUGUAUGUACAGUUUCUUCUUUACGCACACAAACACACAGUCGAUACGCUAAACUGGUGGUGCUUAUUUAUUAUUUUUUUAUCACAAAAACAGAUAAAUGAUGAACAGCAAGCUCGUCUUUGCUGAUUGGUCAAAUUUACAGGAAAAAUUGUUUCUAUGAUGUUUCUGUUUAGCUACGUUUUUAUUUACACCUUGUAGUCUGGAAAAUGCGGUAUCUCCCCAACACAUAAAACAAAGAACUACUUUGUUUAGUUUAAAGAUGAAGUGUGUGUGUGUGUGUGUGUGUGUGUGUGUGUGUGUGUGUGUUUUGUAUAACUAGUUGUAUUGAUUGUUGCUGUUUGCUGCCUGUGUAGCUCUGAAGAGCCUUCUAUUAUGUUUCAUAGGAACAUCAGGCCUCGUUUAUCAGAUGAACACAUUUAUUCAUAAAUCCUUUGCAUGAGUGUUUACACAUGAAACCUGGUGUUCACGAAAAUCCACCUGGUUUGGAUAAUCAGUCCUUCCCGGAUGACACGAUUUUGCGAUCGCAGAAAUCCAAACUCCAAAAAUUUCAGGUGGAUACACAAUAUUCGGAGGAUCUUGUGAAGAUUUUUCAAAAUGACGCAGAUUGUUUUUCGAGACGUGUUGCGUGACAUCACAACACGCGUUUCGUUCACGUGUGUACAGCUAGUCAUUGUGAUUUCACCAAUUUUGGGGAAAGGGUCUAAAUAAAUAAACAAACAAACACACAAAAAAAAUUAAGCAUUUUACGUAACUGUCACAAAAAUAAGUCGCUCAAGUGACCCUUCGCUUGAUCAGCUUCAGAUCGUGUGGUUGUUGUUGUUGAGUUGCCAUGGUUACUGCUUUCGAGUUUAUUUCAGCGCCACACCAAACAAGUUUUUGUUUGUUUUAUUUUGUAUUAAUGAGUAAAGAAACUAAUCCAUAAAUGAAGACAUCUGUUCAUGGAGGACAAAAGUAAUGGCACCCUCAUAAUGGAGGAAGCUGUAGCUGUUCAGGAGGCAUUUACAGCUUGCUCUAUGCUUUGCCUUUUUUGUGGGCGGGGCUUAAGAUUGGCACCAUAUGAUUCUGAUAAACAGUGAAAGGCUGUAAUGGUGACUUUUUUGUGUGUGUGUUGGUUUGGCUUGGCUAAUGUUUCUCACACACACAUAUAAACCAAAUGUAUAUCAUUUAUAAUCUGCAUAAAGUUUAGUUUUGUGUGUGAGAGAGAGAGAGAGAGAUCUUGUUGCCUUACGUACCCAGUUUUCUAUUUUAUUUCAUUCUUUUUUUCCCUUUUUUUGAGUGGACUGUCCAUCCUCAUCGUGUGAUGUCCAUUUCACAUGGAUUUUUACAUUCAAAUCAAAUGAUUUUUGCAUCGUUUCACCCUGCAGCAGACACCAUUGUGUUAUUUGUGGCCAAAGUCGUAAAACCCUAUCACGAUACUUGAAGACAUUUUACACGAUACAUGACACAUAACAUGUCACGAUAUUUACAUUUGCUAACAAACUACCAGCAUUUUCAAACAAGCUCUUUAAAGACCAUAGUUUCUCACGAGAAAGACGUUUUCACGACAUUUCGCUCGUUCCUGCUGUGAAGUGUGAUAUGAUAUUAGUCCCGAAUCUUCCCUGAACUCUUAUUAAAAACUCAUCUCUGAGUAUAUUUUCCUCACAGGAUCCCUUUCACUCCACUAUACUUACGCACAUAUUUUAGGGUUUAGUUUGAAAAAUCAUGUAUGUUUUUAUAUGCUUCUUCGCCAUAUUCCUUUAAAUCCUCAUUAAUAUGCCUUUAAUAGUUUCCCGCAUGCUCAGAUCAUAUACGUUAUAAUCUGUGCUGAAGUAGAGAACUGCUUUGUGCACUAGACCAUAAGCGCUAAUUUCACUGGAUGUCCCAGUGACCGUGUCCUGCUCAGAGAAGUCCUGACCCUAUGAGCUGCUUGUAAGCUAGAUGAAGAAGAAGAAGAAGAAAUAAUCUCCGACUGUUAGAACCGUGCGUGAAUCCUGCUGCGUGUUGGAGCUGGAGACGAGCAUGUUUUACUUCCUGUUUGAUCACUGAUUGUUUUCUUCAAGAGGAAAGGGAAGUUUGUGUGCUGUGAUUUUUGUUUGUUGUUGGUUUUUUCAAUAUGAGAAUGCUGUUCCUGCCUGUAUAUUGUGUGUACAAGAGAUAAUAAAUAAAAGGAUAAUGUUGGAAAUAUA